Macrobrachium nipponense is the source of this 6010-nucleotide messenger RNA. RefSeq lists its product as uncharacterized. The record is from RefSeq and is a predicted model, not a curated record. The coding region runs from base 2295 to 3707 and encodes 470 amino acids. Lineage: Eukaryota; Metazoa; Arthropoda; Malacostraca; Decapoda; Palaemonidae. The transcript is spliced from 6 exons. Gene Ontology annotation, molecular function: protein binding.
UUACGUUAUUUUAUCUCUUCCCUGAUUCCUCCCUCCCUUCCUUCCUUCCUUCCUGCAUUCCAUAACCCUUCUCCAUUUCCCGUUUCGCUACAUUAACGCCGACAUUAAGGCGUUCUCUCCUCUCUUUCCAUCUGAGGCUGGACAAUUAUUACCUUCCAGCGAGGAGCUCGUUUUCUUUGCGUUCCUACAGUUCGUUUCUCGAGACCCGAACUCCGUUUUCUUUCAGCUUGUUGGUGACAUUUAUGGUAAUUAAACUCUCCAAGGAAGACGUUCCGAUAAUGUAUGUUCUUGCGUAAGUUCCAUUAUUCUCCUUUAUUCUACAGUUUUAAAGUCCUGAAGUAUACCAGAUUUUGUCAGUACCGUUAAGCUUGUUUUGUCAAAUCGAGUUAAAGAAUUAUUUAUUUUUAUAUUAGAAUAAAAUUUAUUUCUAAAUAUAUGAAAGAGUGACCAUCGUAUGUAUUUGGAAAGUUAUAACCCCCCAAAAAUGAGUAAAUAACUGUUAUAUUCAUUGUGGAAUUCGUAUCCCAGGCACAUUGAAGUCUGCAAAUUAUUUCACCUUUGAAUUUUGUAUCUAAACACCUUUUUCUCUCUCUGGGCAGCCUUUGGUCGUAGCAGAGCCACUGUGGUCCAUUUAAGUAGGCAUUUUUCUUUGGCCCCAUCUCUCCAUUGAGUUACUUCGAUACCAGUGUAGUCUCAAUUUGUUUAUAUUUUUAAUUGAUUCCAUUCUGGGACUUUUAUAUUCACUAGGGAACUUGUGCUUUUCAAUUAACACAACUAAAUUUCAUUUAAGAUAAGAAAGAGAAUUGUUAUCCGUGUUGUACAAAUCAUGAUUUUGAACGUUUCCAACCUGUACUUUUUACUCUUCUAAAAAUUUUUCAUUGUUGUCGGAUUGUUUUUAGAACGUAUUUCCUUUUAUUAUUUUCCAUUAAGAAGUCUGAGAUUUUUUAUUGCCGAUAUCUAGAAUAAAUGGAACAAUUUAGGACGUAAAUUCUCCCGAAAGGAGAGAGAAAAAGUAGUUAGUGUUAAGCCCUCCAUUGCGUUUUUAAAAACCAGGUUUAGAAUUUGAAUAAAUGAAAUAUUUUUAAAUAGGUUUAGAAUUUGAAUAAAGUACUUUCUUUGAACUAGGAGAAACUCAAUUUUGGAUAUCUUAGCCUUUACUCAAGGAUUAAAUCUUUAUUUCCUGCUGUUAAAAAGCUCAUAUCUUUGAAUUUCUUUUAACUUUACAUCUUCAUGUAAGUUAAUAGUUCGCUUUGUAUCUUCAGAAUCAACUUUUCAGUAUUGGAAUACAUUCUGAAUGUAAUUUCCCAUGGAGACCUAACUUGAAUAUCUGCGCUAAAUUAACUGACAACAUCUAUUUUCAUUUCCUUAUCAAUGAAGUUCUUCCUCUAAUAAUGUAUACUUCGCAUUGCUCUUCAUUCAUAUAAUUUCUUGUUCUUCUCUCUCUCGUUCUUCCAGUUCAGAUCCAGAGAUCGACAUUUUAUCAAAUUCAUUCUGACUUAUUUAGAUCAAUUGUCGUUCCAUCCAUCCUACUCAUUUUAGCAGUUCCUUUCAAUUUCCAAUUCGAUCCUGCAAUUCAUUCUUUCAUUUAUAUUCUUUAACGAUUUAUUUCAGUCUCAAUUUGAUUCUACAAAUCAACUCUUUUAUCUUAGUUUGUCAGAAUUCAGCAGCUGUAUGACGUCUUUGUGCCCUAAAGUCUAUAUUCUUCUGUAUUCUUGUCUAUAUUUUUCCCCGCAACCCCUCUCUCUCUUCAUAUUCAGUUCCCACAAAUCCAAAUUCAACUCUUAAAUGGCCUGGUAGAACCCAGCGCCCGGCCUUUGGCUUAAAUUCUAUGUCCUCAGAUUCACCUUUCCCCUCAACACCCUUAUUUUCAAGCGAUUCGACAAAUGCGUUUUCCAGUCUUCAUGUCUCUGAGUGUUCCCUUCGACCAACUCCGAUUGGACGCUUAAAUUCUCUUCCGUUGAAUGAACUCGAAAUCCUUCAAUGCCUUAUGCCCCAGGAGUAGUGACGUAUCAACGCUGGAUGCCCCACCGUAUCAACGCUGGAUGCCCCACGAGUGAUCUAUCAGCGUUGGAUAACCCAAGGAUUGAUCUGUUAAACAUUUGGAUGCCCCCAAGGAUUGAUCUAUCAACGCUUGGAUGCCCAGUAUUGAUCUGUCAACGCUGGAUGCCACAGGAUUGAUCUGUCAACGCUGGAUGCCCCAGUAUUGAUCUGUCAACACUUGGAUGCCCUAGGAAAGACCGGUCAACGCCGCAUGCCCCACGAUUAGUGACGUAUCAGCGCCCAAUGCCCCACGAAUGAUCGACCCCCUUCCUGAAACCACCUCGACUAUGCCCCCCGAAACAAGACACCUAUGGCAACUGGAGUGUUGGGGCCGUGGGUGGCAGUGGGCAGGCUGCGAGGGCGCGAGCGAGGGCUGGGGCAACGUGAGUCUCGUGCCCCUGAAGCAGAGGGCGGUCGAGGUCACGUGGAUGUGGCCCGAGAGCGCCCGGAGCGCUGGAAAUGGAGGUGGUGACCUCCUCCCCAAAGAUGGCGUCCAAUACAGGGUCGAGUACGGUCCGAUGGAUGAGCCGCGUAUGCUAGGACGUGUGGGAGCCAACAGUCGUGGAGUCACCUUGGAGGAGGGUGUGGAGCCUUGGACUGUUUACGAGGUCAAACUGACAGCUGACACCAUGGACAACACCUCAGCCAUCUUCUUCCAGAUCAAAGAGAUAGUCACGGAUGCUCAGGCACCUGUGGUCAGAGCCGAGGAGAUCACCCUGGUCCUUCUGGUUCUCUUGCUGUGGAUUGUGGCCAUAAUCCUGUUCGUGCACAGAUGGGGCAAGAUAAGGAUGCUGGAGCCGUACCAACCGGAGUACAAGCCUCUGAACCACUCGCCCGCGUGCCCCCUCGCCCCUACCACGCCUACCCAGUCGUCGCAGCCGAGGCCGCCCAACCAGCGUCCGCUGCUGCCCCGGAAGAGUUCCUCGUUGUGCUUCACGCCGUCGAUGCUGAGAUCGGUCCACGUCCCUCCGUCGUGCCGAAUCAGCGUCCCGCACAUAGAUCAGACGCCAAUCCACAGGUGUUCACGCCCUUUGCACCACAGUCCAGCCCUCGGUCACAGCUCCUCCACCCACGCCCCCCACCACGGGCGACACAACGCCCGCCUGCGCCUCGCUUCCGAUUCGCUGGACCACAGCGUCCUCCGAAGACAGCAUUCUGUGGUCGAAGCCUCGAGGAAGGUUCGGAGCGCCGAGAAUCUGAGGAACUUCCGGGUGAUUUCCGCAAAUCGAAGCAUUGACGAAGGAGGAAGCAGCACUCGAGGAGGCGCCUGCAUGACUGGCGAAGGCGCCACUGCCGUCUGCCACCACCCCCUGGCGAGGCGCCGCUCCUGCCAGAGCCAAAGCCUCGACCUCGAGAACUACAGGGUGGCGACGCCCCUCCUGCACGAGGUGGCCCCCAGGGGAAGGAGCCUCGACAGCACCUCCGUCAGUAGCCUGAGGCGAUCGCCAACUGCCGGGCCUUCGUGGGCAGCUGGGGAGGCGGUGGGCGGCACCACCACGCCCGAACUCAGGGUAUCCCCGACGCCCCCUGCCGAAAACCCUGUCCCGACGGCCCACCAUAGCCAUCCCCACGGCAUCGUCCUGCAGCGUCAGGAGACCAUCGACGAUGCCCUUCUGCCCGUCCCGUACGCGACUCUCAUGGAAGAGGAACUUGAGAAUGAAGUUUAAGUGGAAGUAGGAGUGAUUCUAGUAAAGGAACUGCUGUUACAGGUGGUGCAGAGAUUCUCAUAAACAAUGAGAGGGAGGCCCCCUGACUCUGUAGUUUUAAGUAGAGGGGAUUAUUGCAGUCAGAAAAGACAUUGCCCCAGUGAGAACACAUUUUAUAGAGUAAAAUGCUUCACUGGAAAGAAAUGAUUUGUUAGUGAAGCACUAAAUGCAGUGGAAGAGACUACGAUGAUUUACAUCGCAGACGCUGUGACAGUGAUCGAAAGACACAGGCUGUUUAAACAUUUGGAGUGAUUAGGUAGUGAGGAAAGUCACGUGAUCCAAACUUGACAAAAAGGCACAAAUUUAAUCACACUUUUUCACGGAGAAUUUCAGGGCUAAGUGUUCCUUGCUUUAGAGAUUAAGGACCAUUUUUGAGUACAUGAUAGAAGAAGAAGAAGAAGAAGGUGCGUUAUUCUGUGUCCAUUCUUUUCGUAUUGGCUGGUUUCUGAAAAUGUCAGACAAGUGCGGCCGGGUUGCAAACGGAAAGAAAAAAAUAAGGCCAACUUUUAAACAAGUGUUUAUCAGAGAACGUUAUGGCUGUUUAUAAAGAAAGGAAAUAUGCUUAGGUUUGAAGAAAAAACAAAAUGACAGUGAAUAACUAUUAAGGUACCAAACAGAUAUACUAUAUACUCGUUUUGAGAUUGGGAAAAAAUAGAUCAAGUGUAUUUAAUUUACCGAAAGCAUAAUGUAAACAAUGAUUUCCGUUUGUUCAAGUAUUAUCAAUCUGAAUUACCAACGAAACCAACUACAGAGUCGUAUAACUGAUCCUUUCUUACAAAAUACAUUCCUUUGCCAAUUCAUAGGUAGGAAUGCCUUUUUUCCCCCCAAAAUACCAGAAAGCGUAGGACCUUUUGAAAUCAGUUCCCUGGAUAUGACAGCUGUGAAGGAACUGUAUCAUUUCCUAGCAUGUUGAAACGAAGUGUCAGACUCAGAUGGACGUAUUUUCAACGUCUUGAUACGAUAAGUUUUAACCAAGAGGUAACAUAGCAUAAUGUAAAGGAGGUGCAGAAGUAUGUUUAAAAUAGGGUAAUUUGGAACUAAGUUACAAUACCUAAGUUAAGCUUUUAAAGUAUUUAAGUCUGUGAGUAUAUAAGAUUACACGAAAUGGAAAGAGGCCAGUAGAUUGGAUGAAAACUGAAAAAAGUAUUGGACAUUGACGUUAGUGAAUUCAAACUGAGAAUCUUCCUGAUCUGGAAAAGUGUGAAUUUCACAGAAAUUUUGAAUUUAACGGUGAUUUUACAAGCAAAAUAAUGAAAUCUUGAAGUGCACGAAUCUGUCACAUAGAAACAAAAUGCUAAAAAACCGAAUUUCUCUGAGAUCAGAAUACAAAAGGAUACAAAUCCUGCUGUCAAAUUGUUUUGGCUAAGCUGCAGACAUUGUACAGUGUAAGGUGGAAAAAUGGAGUGUUUCAUGUUUUAUUUAUUUCGUAGUUAAUGAAUUCGAGUUUUCCAACAUGCAGAAAAAAUUUUCUAUUUUAUUUAUUUUCUUAUGAUGUUACAUUUUUAAUUGCCUUAAUGUUUUCACCAGAGUUAAAAGGGAUUAAAAUUUACAUACCAGCUGAAGACGAAUUUAUCUUAGUUAAUAUAACAUUUUUAUAAUUAAAUGCUACUUACUGAAAAAGCAUUUUUUUACUGGACAGACAAUAGCAGAGUCGAACAUUUAGUAACGUGGCCUACUACAAUUUUGCUCUAAAGAAAUCACACAAAUAAUAAUGAAUGAAUUCAGAAAAUCACAAAGAAUAUCCCACAAGAUCAAGUUUGUAGUAAACACCACAAAGCACAAACGUAAUUUUAGGAAGAAUUAUUAUGUUGCAGUUUAUAGGUGCCCAUUAAAAACUUUAUACUACACAAAGUUCUUCGUUCAGGACUCUCUCUCUCUCUCUCUCUCUCUCUCUCUCUCUCUCUCUCUCUCUCUCUCUCUCUCUCUCUCUAGAGAGGUGUCCAUUAAAAACUUUAUACUACACUUUACUACAAAGUUCUUCAUUUAGGACUCUCUCUCUCUCUCUCUCUCUCUCUCUCUCUCUCUCUCUCUCUCUCUCUCUCUCUCUCUCUCUCUUCUGUAAAUCGUUUGGGUCUGUUUUCUUUGGCAAAAUUAUUCAGUGAAUUUUGAGGGAUUUUUCUCAUAAAAGAAAUUUAAUUUCCUCAAAAAAUAUUAUUUUGGUUUCGAGGAGAUUUUCUUUCAGGUAGGAAUAUUGUGGAUCAUGAGGACAUUUCUUUGUAUGGAAUUUAUUUAUUUUUUAACUUUUAUGAAAAGAAAAAAAAAAA